AUGUGGCUCAUAGACAGGACUCUCCAGGAGUCAAUCCCUGUGUCCUACCUUGGGGGCUAUAUCUUUCUUUCAUAUGUCGUGAGCAUGAUGGGAUGUACGACUACCCUGGAGCUGCUUCACCGGCGGACUUCCAGGGCUGGUCUGUACAAUUGGUAUCUCCUUCUGACCUCCUCACUCGUUAUGGGAGGCAUUGGCAUCUGGUGUAUGCACUUCAUUGGGAAUCGUGCUAUUGUUCUCGGAGACGGGAGCGCCCGCAUUCAGAUCGUCUACAGCAUGACCUUUACCGGCGUCUCUUUCGUUCUUCCAGUUGUCGUUUUGCUCGUUGCGUUCUACUCGAUCGGAGCCAGCGAGGAAACUAGUUUUGUUCGCAUAACAUUGGGUGGUGUUCUUGCUGGUGGCGCGGUCUGCGCCAUGCAUUAUAUCGGUCAACUGGGCAUCAGCAACUACAGAUGCUCGUAUCAGAUCGCGAAUGUUGUUGGGGCAGCCAUCAUCGCCGUAUUUGCUAGCACGACGGCAUUGACAGUCUUUUUCCGGUGGAGGGCGACUUGGACGGACAGCUGGUGGAGACGAGGCAUCUGUGGCUGUUUCCUUGCCUGUGCUGUCUCGGGCAUGCAUUGGACUGCGGCCGUCGGCACCUCUUACUGGGAACACGAUGACAGUAUUCAGCACAGCAGCCAGCUUUCCAGGAGCCAAACUGUUAUCAUCUGUGCUGUCCUGGCGUGCGCUGCCUGCGGAAUUUUGACAGUAUGUGCCGUAGCGGCCGGUGGCAGUCGGAGACGGCUGCAUACACAAGCGCGGCAGUUAGUGCUCAGCGGCGUCUUCUUCGACUCUGAAGGACGCCUUAUGGUGACGCCCCAUGCGAUGCUUCCUAGUCGCAAGAUUGUCGACCGUUACCUCGGCAAGACCUUUAACGAUGAUGAUCUGACACGAUCUCAUUCGGCUUUCCUUUGGGCGUUCCGAGCCAGCAGGAACUGGAACAUUGUCAAGGACGUCGUUCCUUUCAUGAGAGCACGGCUGGAGACGGAUGAUUACUUCACCAAGGGAGAUGGGCUAGACGAGGAGAACGAGCUCCAGACCGACUUCGACGAGCUCUUCAAGCGCCAUUUCUGCGUGGCUGCGCAGGACCUUGCUGACGAGUUGCGACAGCCACUCCCGAACCUUGGCAUGCUGUACGACGAUGUUCUGACAACAAGCGCCCCAGGCUCCUGCUUCGGGCGAGCAAUGGGCUACGCUAGGCUUGGUGGAAGCAAAGGUCAGAUGAUGUUCACAGUCCGUCACUUGAAUAAGCAAGAAUCGAACCGCAUGGCCGCUGCCGGUUAUCGUUUCACCACGAUCGAGAACGUCACCUCUGCGCUGUCCAGCCGUAUGCAUAUUCCCGCCCCGACACUCGGCGUCCACCUCCGAGACAUGCGCGACUAUGCAACCUCUGGCCACAGUUAUCUGCCCGGUGUCCAUUUGGUCUCUUUCGUCAUGCGGCCCACCAUCUACGACCACUUUGAGGUGCUAACCGCCAAGGGAACCGGCAAUCCCCUACCUUCGACGACGUUGCCGAUCAGAAAACUCCAAUUUCAACAUCUCGAUCUGCUCUCGCACAUGGAAGGAUGGACUAUAUCGACCUGCAUGACCUGGCUCCGAUCGGCCGCGGCCCAAGCUAACACAGAUGCGGAUGAGUUCCGGGAACAGCUGAUCCACGCGAUGACGACCCUCUCGACCACGCUCCCUCCGGAUAUCAACAUGGUUGCCCGUUUCUCGGCUCGACCCUUGAUUGCGCCCUGCCGUACGCCAAACGACACGGAUGCCACCCACUGCACCCUCUUAUCGUUCUGUGUCGUAGGCAACCUGGAGACACAAGUCUCGAAUCCGAACUACACCUUCGCGCCGCUGCGCCUUUUCCGCGUCCAGCAGCAGCUGAACGAGGCGCCUGGCGGCGGCGAAGGGUUUGCGAAGGAACUCGGCAAGGAGCUGUACUACUCUGACACGCGCACCAGCUCGGCGACUGACUCCGAGCUCACCUCGCCCUCGGUCAAAUCCUCUUCCGUCUUCAAGUUCUGGCCGCGCAAGCAGCCGAUCACUGUGGUGCAGGAGCAGCCGUCGCCGGGCAGCUGGGCGGAUAUCUCCCCGCUGGGCGAUAUCAUGGUCCGGAAGGAGGUGAAGGUCGACGUGGCGAAGCUGUCGGAGCAGAUGCUGAAUUCGCCGCGCCAUGCGUCCCGCACGACGGUGGUUGCCGGCGACAUGGCGUACAGCACGUAUGUGGACGAGCUGUACAACCUGUGUUACUCGUCGGGGAUCCGUCUGCGACCGGAUACCGAUCUUCAGGUGGUGAUGACCGGUUGA
This is a messenger RNA of Aspergillus aculeatus ATCC 16872, 2334 nucleotides long. RefSeq lists its product as uncharacterized. Lineage: Eukaryota; Fungi; Ascomycota; Eurotiomycetes; Eurotiales; Aspergillaceae. The record is from RefSeq and is a predicted model, not a curated record. The transcript is spliced from 4 exons. The coding region runs from base 1 to 2334 and encodes 777 amino acids.